GCUGUCAUUAACCUGUUGGAUCAUCACGGCCCGGAAAAGGUGGUUGGUGACGCCUACCUCAGACACGUCGAGACCCUCUGUGACUCCCGCCUCAUCUACAUAUCGUUUGAUUUCCACUGCCAGUGCCAACAUCGGAAAUUCGAAAAUGUGGAGAUCUUGACUGAAGGAAUUAGUGACAUCAUCGAUGACCUGAGAUGGUUCUGGGUGUCAAAGGACAAGCUGGUGAUGAAACAGGAAGGAGUGACUCGUGUCAACUGCUUGGACAGCCUGGAUCGGACCAACCUGGUGCAAGCUGCCAUCGCCCGGAAAGUUCUGGAACAACAAGUAAAACAUCUCUCUCUGCCUCCCUCACCACUUUCUUGGCCCCUUGCCCUCUUCUGUCCCCUCGACCCUCGCCCUCUCAAAUCCCCUUGA
Messenger RNA from Chiloscyllium plagiosum (whitespotted bambooshark), 414 nucleotides. The record is from RefSeq and is a predicted model, not a curated record. Lineage: Eukaryota; Metazoa; Chordata; Chondrichthyes; Orectolobiformes; Hemiscylliidae.